AUGUUCAGUCCACCCUCCGUUGUAAUUCGUUCCCCUUCCCCAAAGCAGAUGUGGAAGCCUCCUCUUCCUUUUGUCAAGCUCAACUCUGAUGUAUCUUGGAAUUCUAGAUCAAAGUGUGGGGGUCUUGGCGUGGUUGUUCGCAAUCAUGAGGGCAACCCAAUCAUUGCAGUUUCAGAUAUGGUUAGCUGUGGUAGUGCUAUUGAAGGCAAGGUUCUUGCUCUUCGGUUGGGGCUCUUGGAAUGCAUUUCGAAGGAUGUCCGCUUCGUCUUGGCUGAGACCGAUUGCAAAGAUCUAGGGAACUUUUUGAACGAUCUACCCAAGGCGCCCCCACUUUUGGUGCAGGGUAUUCUUCAAGAUAUCCGUUUCAUCCUUAAGGAGUUUUCAAGUUGUAUUUUCUCUUAUAUUUCUAGGGAGUUUAACGUUAUUGCUGACUCCUUAGCCCAGAAGGCCAUGUAUGAAACGUGUAGGACAAUGUGGCCGUUAUCCACUCUGUGGAUGAAGGAUUUAUGUAACCCUUCUUCGUGCUCCACACGUAUUAAUGAAUAG
Molecule: messenger RNA, 546 nt
Organism: Macadamia integrifolia
Lineage: Eukaryota; Viridiplantae; Streptophyta; Magnoliopsida; Proteales; Proteaceae
Exons: 1
Coding region: 1-546 (181 amino acids)
Molecular function (GO): nucleic acid binding; RNA-DNA hybrid ribonuclease activity
Source: RefSeq, a predicted model, not a curated record